CCAGGGUGGUUGGUGGUGAGGAUUCAGGCUCCGUCCUGACGAGGCCGUGGCCUGAGCCUCAGGGCCCCUCAGCCCCUCCCUCCCAGCCCACCAGCGUCAACCCCCAGCCCCGAGCUGGACCGCACACCUUGGGACACGGUUUUCCACUUCCUAAGGACGAGCCCCAGGCCGGAGGAGAGGUCCGAGGAGGUGAGCGUGGGACUCUUCGCGAGGACGCCGGAGGCGGGCCCCGGGGAGGCGGCCGAGGCGGCGGCGGCCGGGGGCGACAUGGCGGAGGAGCAGGACCUCUCCGAGGUGGAGCUGAGCCCCGUGGGCUCCGAGGAGCCCCGCUGCCUGUCCCCGGGUAGCGCGCCCUCGCUGGGACCCGACGGCGGCGGCGGCGGCGGGGGAUCGGGCCUGAGAGCCAGCCCGGGGCCGGGAGAGCUGAGCAAGGUCAAGAAGGAGCAGCAGGACGGCGAGGCGGACGAUGACAAGUUUCCUGUGUGCAUCCGCGAGGCCGUCAGCCAGGUGCUGAGCGGCUACGACUGGACGCUGGUGCCCAUGCCGGUGCGCGUCAACGGCGCCAGCAAGAGCAAACCGCACGUCAAGCGGCCCAUGAACGCCUUCAUGGUGUGGGCGCAGGCGGCGCGCAGGAAGCUGGCCGACCAGUACCCGCACCUGCACAACGCCGAGCUCAGCAAGACGCUGGGCAAGCUCUGGAGGCUGCUGAACGAGAGCGACAAGCGCCCCUUCAUCGAGGAGGCCGAGCGGCUGCGGAUGCAGCACAAGAAGGACCACCCGGACUACAAGUACCAGCCGAGGCGGCGGAAGAACGGCAAGGCGGCCCAGGGGGAGGCCGAGUGCCCCGGCGGGGAGGCCGAGCAGGGCGGGGCGGCCGCCAUCCAGGCCCACUACAAGAGCGCCCACCUGGACCACCGGCACCCGGGAGAGGGCUCCCCGAUGUCGGACGGGAACCCUGAGCACCCCUCGGGCCAGAGCCACGGCCCGCCCACCCCGCCGACCACCCCGAAGACGGAGCUGCAGCCGGGCAAGGCGGACCCCAAGCGGGACGGGCGCUCCCUGGGGGAGGGCGGGAAGCCGCACAUCGACUUCGGCAACGUGGACAUCGGGGAGAUCAGCCACGAGGUAAUGUCCAACAUGGAGACCUUCGACGUGGCUGAGUUGGACCAGUACCUGCCGCCCAACGGGCACCCGGGCCACGUGGGCGGCUACUCGGCGGCCGGCUACGGGCUGGGCAGUGCCCUGGCCGUGGCCAGCGGACACUCGGCCUGGAUCUCCAAGCCGCCAGGCGUGGCCCUGCCCGCGGUCUCUCCCCCGGGCGUGGAUGCCAAAGCCCAGGUGAAGACGGAGACGGCGGGGCCCCAGGGGCCCCCGCACUACGGCGACCAGCCAUCCACCUCGCAGAUCGCCUACACCUCCCUCAGCCUGCCCCACUACGGCUCCGCCUUCCCCUCCAUCUCCCGCCCCCAGUUCGACUACUCUGACCACCAGCCCUCGGGACCCUACUACGGCCAUUCGGGCCAGGCCUCCGGCCUCUACUCGGCCUUCUCCUACAUGGGGCCCUCGCAGCGGCCCCUCUACACGGCCAUCUCCGACCCCAGCCCCUCGGGGCCGCAGUCCCACAGCCCCACGCACUGGGAGCAGCCGGUAUACACGACGCUGUCCCGGCCUUAGAGGGGCCCCCGCCACUCCCCUGCGCGGCCGGUCUGGGUAGCGCGCCCCUUUCCCAAGCCCUCGUGCCCCGUUCCUCGCCCGUCUUGGGCCUGGGGGUGGCUGGGGAGGAGGCUGCGGAGGCUGACAGCUGAGGGGAGGCUUUCAGCCUGGUUCACUACCUUCCAUGACCCCCGCCCCGUCCUGCCCGGAGGCCCGCACGGCUGGGCCGGGCCGAGGAGAAGGAGGGUGAUUGUCACCCCAGACAGGAUGACCCUCGAUCCCAGGACCCGGGAAGGGCCUGCUCACCCCGCUGUGGGAGCAGGGAAGCGUCCAGGGUCGGAUGGGGAUCGGAGGCCGUGCCAUUUCCGGUGCCUGCAUUUUCUCUCUCGUGGGGGAUAAGGGGCCUGACACGACCCGAGCCACCUGUGCCACCUGCCUAAGGUCAAGGCCAACCUGAGACCUGCAUCUGUGGCUGGAGUGGGCUACAUCUGCCCUCGGGGGCUGGGGACAGCUUUGAACAGCCUCAGAGGGUGUGGGGGUCGGGUGGGGAUUCAGAGGAAGGUCUCCGCAUCCCCCCCCCGUGCCCCGCCCCUCCUGAGCACAGAAAGGAAUUGGCAUAGAGGCCCCCAGGUCCAGUUCUAUGCCAGCCAACCACCUCAUUCUUUGUCUCAUCAAGAAAGAGGGCCCCGGGUCCUCCUCCACGGGGACCUCCCAGACCUUUAGGUGAGGAAAGGACUCGGAGACAAUUCGCAGAGCCUCCCCCCCCCCCGCCAGCCCCCUUGUCCCUCCCCAGGCUCUGUGGCCCCUGCUCCCAGCCCCAGACUCCGUGGGCUCCCCAGAGCGCUCAGCCGCCCAGGCCCGCGCCCUCGGCUCCAGGAGGCCGGGCAGGGCCCAGCACGCGGGUGGCUGGCAGCAGGCCGAAGACACUGAACUCCUGCCGUGUGUGUUCCGCCCCGGCCGCCCGCCCUCUGCUCCCCAGUGGUAUCCGAAUAAAGUAUGUAGCUCUGUCUGCCCCCAUCUCCCUGUUCUGCAGCCCCCACAGUCCACAUGUAACUCAUUACUGCCCCCUCUUAUUUAUCUCGGUAGCGCCCUCUGCCCUCACCCCUCUCCUAGGUUCUCCAGCCCCUAUUAACUCUGCAUUAAGCAUUCCACGUAAUAAAAUUAAAG
Phyllostomus hastatus (greater spear-nosed bat) is the source of this 2820-nucleotide messenger RNA. It is a transcript of the gene SOX10, whose product is annotated as SRY-box transcription factor 10. The record is from RefSeq and is a predicted model, not a curated record. Gene Ontology annotation, cellular component: nucleus. Gene Ontology annotation, biological process: morphogenesis of an epithelium; enteric nervous system development; neural crest cell migration. NCBI's taxonomy places the organism in Eukaryota, Metazoa, Chordata, Mammalia, Chiroptera, Phyllostomidae. The coding region runs from base 268 to 1674 and encodes 468 amino acids. The transcript is spliced from 4 exons. Gene Ontology annotation, molecular function: RNA polymerase II cis-regulatory region sequence-specific DNA binding; DNA-binding transcription factor activity, RNA polymerase II-specific.